Brettanomyces bruxellensis is the source of this 2106-nucleotide messenger RNA. RefSeq lists its product as uncharacterized. Gene Ontology annotation, molecular function: protein binding. The record is from RefSeq and is a predicted model, not a curated record. Bases 1 to 2106 code for a protein of 701 amino acids. NCBI's taxonomy places the organism in Eukaryota, Fungi, Ascomycota, Pichiomycetes, Pichiales, Pichiaceae. The transcript has a single exon.
AUGUCUGACAGUGUUAAACAAAACGGCAAAAUACCACCUACUUUACACAGGAAAACCCACGUCAGAAGUCCUGAUAGUCAAGCGGAAGUCAGCAGUAAUUCAAUAACUCUGGGCUCUUCUUCGCUCACUAAGGAAGCAGGUUUAUCCACAUUUGGUACGGGGAAUAAAUUUACAUUUACUUCACCAACCACAAAAUUUGCCCAGAUGGCAAUGAAUCUUUCAGCUCCGUGUUCUAGUCUCCCUCAUAAUACCAACCCCACGGCACCUGCAAUAGUGCCGGAACACUCUAUGGAAAAUAAUGAUAAUACCAACGCAUCGCAUACUACAACCCAUUCGCACCAACCCGCAUCAAGAACCGAGAGUUCGGUUUUAACCCCUUUUCUUAACAACCACCUAAUAACAAAUCCAAUAACAACAGAUUCUCCAGUCGAGGAGCAUCAUUACUGCUACCGUCAUGACCCACAUACCCAGUGUAACAAGGCAGCAGAUGAGAUAGAAAUGACCCGAAUUCAAAAAAGAUUAGAAACGUUGCCCCACCAGGAUCAGGAGGCGAUUUCUCAUGUGUGGUCCGUUUUUUCUGCCGCACCAGGUCAACAAAGAACUUUAAUACUACAGGGUCUUUUAACAAUGUGUUGCUUCCCACAGCUAUCGCUUAUUUCUCAGGAAGUUUCCAAACUUAUAAGAAUCGAUUUCGUUGAAGCCCUUCCAAAUGAACUGGCAUUGAAAGUUCUUUGCUAUUUGGAUUGUCAAAGUUUGUGUAGUGCCGCCCAGGUUUCUGUCAAAUGGAAACAGAUGGCUGAUGAUGAUCGUGUUUGGAGACAUAUGUGUGAGCAGCAUAUUGACAGGAAAUGUCCCCAAUGUGGAUGGGGACUUCCUUUAAUGGCUGUUAAAAGGCUUCGUGAGUCAUCAUUUGUGCGAAAGAGAAAGCACGAUACCGCCUUGGAUGAAUUACAAAACUCGCUGAAGCAUCUACCCCCACCUUUAGAUGAAUGCAAAGCAAUCACUGAGAAAUGUCGUCAAGUCAAACGUCAAAGGCGUACUAGGCCUUGGAAGGCAGUGUAUUCAGAGAGAUUCAAAGUUGAACGUAACUGGAGAAAAGGCAUUUACAAGAUCAAAAAGUUCGAAGGCCACAGCGAUGGCGUUCUUUGUUGUCAGUAUGAUAACAACAAUCUGCUUAUGACUGGAUCUUAUGAUAAAACGAUCAAGAUAUGGAAUGUUGAAACAGGUAAACUGCUACGAACUUUAACAGGACACACACGCGGUGUCAGAACUCUUGCCUUUGAUGAACAAAAGUUGAUAUCAGGUGGCUUGGAUGGUACAAUUAAAGUUUGGAAUUACAGAACUGGGCAGUGUAUAUCUACAUAUACGGGUCAUAGCGAAGGUGUGAUAAGUGUUGAUUUUCAUGAUAAGGUCAUCGUUUCAGGUUCAGCAGAUUCAACGGUCAAAGUUUGGCACGUGGAUACAAGAACUUGCUACACUUUACGGGGACACACUGAUUGGGUGACCUCAGUCAAGAUACAUUCUAAAAGUAAGACUCUUUUCACCGCCUCCGAUGAUGCUACUGUUCGACUUUGGGAUCUCCGCACUAAUAAAUGCCUUAAAGUUUAUGGAGGUGUUGAAAAUAAUGGCCACAUCGGCCAGAUUCAGUGUGUCAUUCCAUUUACUGUUAAGGAUAAGUUGACUACAGAUCUCCAGGAGCACGCGAACGUUCCAGACUCAGGAGAAGGUAACAAUCAAUCUGAGAAUUCCAAUGAGGAAAAUGGAAAAGUAGAUGAAGCAUUGAGUGGCAUCCCAAACUUGCCAUCACAUAUGUUGACGGCCUCUUUGGAUAACACCAUAAAGCUUUGGGAUGUCCGUACCGGAAAGUGUAUACGGACCCAAUUUGGUCAUAUCGAAGGUGUUUGGUCAAUUGCCGCCGAUACAUUUAGGAUUGUCAGUGGUGCACAUGAUAGAACUAUCAAGGUUUGGGAUUUGCAGACAGGUAAAUGUAUGCAUACCUUUGGUGGUCAUGUUUCUCCAAUCAGCUGUGUGGCUUUAGGCGAUUCGAGAAUAGUAUGUGGUUCGGAAAGUGGAGAAGUCAAAAUGUAUUGCUUUGAUUGCUCGUGA